This is a messenger RNA of Callorhinchus milii (elephant shark), 1596 nucleotides long. RefSeq names its product fructose-2,6-bisphosphatase TIGAR. Gene Ontology annotation, cellular component: cytosol. Gene Ontology annotation, molecular function: fructose-2,6-bisphosphate 2-phosphatase activity. Gene Ontology annotation, biological process: regulation of pentose-phosphate shunt; negative regulation of glycolytic process; fructose 1,6-bisphosphate metabolic process. Lineage: Eukaryota; Metazoa; Chordata; Chondrichthyes; Chimaeriformes; Callorhinchidae. The transcript has 6 exons. Bases 27 to 851 code for a protein of 274 amino acids. The record is from RefSeq and is a predicted model, not a curated record.
ACCACGUGACUGCAGCUCUCGGCGCCAUGAGGUUCAGCCUCUUCCUCGUCCGUCAUGGUGAAACAAAAUACAACAAAGCAAAACUUCUUCAAGGGCAGGGAGUGGACGAACCACUGUCUGAUACUGGCUUUAAACAAGCAGAGGCUGCAGGCAAAUGUCUCAGCGACGCAAAAUUCACCCAUGUUUUCUCAAGUGAUUUGCAGCGUGCUAAACAGACUGCUUCUACUAUUCUACUGAAAAAUAAUCAUGGAAGUGACCUCGAAUUGAUUCUUGACCAGAGACUCCGAGAGAGAAACUAUGGAAUUGCAGAAGGAAAGCCACUGAGUGAUUUAAGGGCAAUGGCAAAAGCUGCAGGACAGAAGUGUCCUUAUUUUACACCACCAGGAGCAGAGACUGUGGAGGAAGUACAGGCCCGAGCUAAGGAAUUUUUUAAUUUUCUGUGUGAGUUUGUUGUAAAAACUGCAAAGAAAAAUGUUGUUGGAGUAGAUCAGCUGAGUACAACUGCCAGCUGUUUGGGAGACUCACAGAGUGACCAUGUUUCAGACUCCAUUGGCUGUUCUACAAAUUUAGAUUGUUCAAAUCCUCCUGACUGUCUGGAAGCGAAUAUACUAAUAGUUAGUCAUGGUGGAUAUAUGAUGCAGUGGGUUAGAUAUUUCCUGGAGGAUCUAAAAUGUUCACUAUUACAGCCUUCCGACCCUAUCAAAGCACUUUCUGUGAGUCCAAAUACGGGAAUAAGUAAUUUCAUAAUUUCUCUUAAUCUACUGGAUAAACCUCAGGUUGAAUGCCUUUACCUAAAUAAAAGUAGUCACCUUGUUGACAUCAGUACUUCACAGGAAGUAUUAGUUGUCUGAAUCAAUGCUACUAAUCUUUGCCAUCUGUAAGUAUUUUCUGUUAUACUCAUUUGCUUGUUUAAAAUCCAUUUAAUUAACUUCAGUGAUGAAGAUAAGGGCAUAUUGUAGAUUAUAACUAGUCUGCCAUAUGUCUGGACCUACAGUCCAAUAUAAGGAAAAGUGCACUGAGAAAAAUGUGAGUUCUUUGGAAAAAUAUUUUUUUGCUACCUGCCUAUAGAAAUAUCUUUAAUGCACAAGAUUAUGAGUAAUAAAUAGACAUGUGAUGUCCUCACUGAAAGGAUGUAAAACUUGAAGGUGAUAUGAUUCACUCAGUCAGACAAAAUGGGUUGAAAUGUGCAGAAAAUUUUAAUUUAUAAAUAUUGUAGCUAAUGAUGCAGCUGCAAAUCUUGCAGGGAAAAAACUUAUUCUGGCCUUCAUUCUAGAUAUUUUAGGAAGCAUAUUAAUAUGCAUUUAGUUAAGAUUUGAAAACUAUCUUCAGAGGUUUGUCAUUAAUGAGUAGAGAUUUUAAAUGUAUGUUUGUAGGUUUGGGGCAAAUCUCUGAAACUCAUGUACUGUAUUUAAAUGUUUGUCUUGUGUUGCAAACACCUUAAGGGAUGUUAACUUGUACUUAUUUAUUUAAAUACUUAUUUAAAAUAUGCUCAGAUCACAUAUGCUGUAAUGAGAAUGACCCAUUGGUGCAAUGCAUGGAUUGAUGUAUGCUGCAGUAGGAAUCAGAAUAAAUACAUUACUGAAAUUCAAAGUAAAA